AUGCAUAAACUGUUUGUAAUAAGAAAAAAUAAGAAAUUUUUAUAUAAUGAAGCAAAUGUUUUUAAUAAUAAAUGGAUAAAUAAUUUUCGUAAGAAAAUAGAAUUAGAAGGAAAUGAGAGAAAAUAUAGUUCUUUAUGUGUAAACCAUUUGAAUAAAAAUAUAAAAAAUAUAAACGAAAGUGAUGUAUGCAAUGAUAAAAGUUCAGAAUAUAGAUUUUCUUUAAAUUCAUUUUUAAAAUUUAUUCAUAAAUGGAAGAAAAAUAAUUUUCAUUUUGAAAAUGAGUUUAUGAAGUACAUCAAAAUAUACAAUAAAAAAAUAAAUAGGGAUGAAAAAAUUUAUUAUAGAAAUAAAGAAAAUAAUUUUGUAAAUUAUGAAAAUAUAAAAUAUUUUUUAAAUAAUUAUUUACUAUUAAAUAGGAUAAAUGACAAAAAUAGAAAUUAUAAAAUGAAAGGAAAUUUUUUGAGUGAGAAUAAGUUAAACGAAAAAUAUAUUUCUUUUUUUGAUAAGUUUUCAGAUAAAAGUAAAGAAGAUAUAAAAAAAAUUCUUAAUUUUUUGAAAAAAAGCAAAUUAAAAAAAAAAAACAUUUCUUUUUUUGGGAAUAUUUUGCGUAUUAAUAAAAGAGAUAAAAUAAAUUUAUUUGAGUUUUUGAAAAUUUAUUUUACCAAAGUUCCUAAAGGAUUUGAAAGAUUUGAAGACAAAAAAUCCUCUCCUAAUUCAUAUAAGCCUGAAGAUGAGAAAAAUAAAAAAUUUGAUAAUUAUUUUUUUUAUAUAUUUUUUUUGUUGCUAUUGCUCUUCUUAUUAUUUGUUGAUUCUAAUAGCCUAUAUAAUGAAAUAACCCCAAAUGAGUUUUUUUACAAUUAUUUAUCUAAAGGAUAUGUAGAAAAAAUUAAGUUAAUAAAUAAAGAUUAUGUGAAAGCUUACUUAAAUACAUAUGGAAUAAAAAAGUAUCAUUUAAAAUAUGUAUGUUUUCGAAUUGGUAAUAGUGAUAGUUUUGAGAGAAAGGUAGAAGAGAUUCAAAAAGAAAUGAAUAUAAAUAGAGAAGAAAUAAUAGAAGUACAGUAUAUGAAUGAAACAAAUAUAUUAAAUGAAGUAAAAGGAUAUAUUCCAAGUAUAUUAUUUUUUUUAUUAUUAAUUUUUUUAUUUCAAAAAAUUACAUUAAAAAAUGUAACGAAUAGUGGUAUGGAUAAAUUAUUUAAGUUUAGUAAAAUAUCUCCUAUCAAUAAAAACAAUUUUAAAACGGAUAUAAAAUUUUCUAAUGUAGCAGGUAUGAAACAAGCAAAAGAAGAAAUAAUGGAAUUUGUAGAUUUUUUAAAAAAUCCUGCGAAAUAUGAAAUAUUAGGAGCAAAAAUACCAAAAGGAGCAUUAUUAUGUGGAGCUCCAGGUACAGGAAAAACUUUAUUAGCAAAAGCUGUAGCAGGAGAAGCAAAUGUUCCUUUUUUUAAUAUAAGUGGUAGUGAUUUUAUUGAAGUAUUUGUUGGAAUAGGUCCAUCUAGGGUUAGAGAACUAUUUGCUCAAGCAAGAAAGCAUGCUCCUUCGAUUAUUUUUAUUGAUGAAAUUGAUGCUGUUGGAAGAAAAAGAUCAAAAGGUGGAUUUGCAGGAGGUGGUAAUGAUGAGAGAGAAAAUACACUAAAUCAGAUGCUAGUAGAAAUGGAUGGGUUUCAUACCUCUAAUGAUAAAGUAGUUGUAUUAGCAGGAACUAAUAGAGUAGAUAUAUUAGAUCCUGCUAUUACAAGACCGGGAAGAUUUGAUAGAAUUGUUAAUAUAAGUAAACCAGAUAUUAAUGAAAGAUCAGAAAUAUUUCAAGUUCAUUUAAAAAAUUUAAAAUUACAUGAUACACUAGAUAUUAAAAAUAUUAGCUAUAUUUUAGCUUCAUUAACUCCAGGAUUUGUAGGGGCAGAUAUUGCAAAUGUUGUUAAUGAAGGGGCCAUUCAAUGUGCGAGAAGAUCUAAUUUGUUAGGAGUUCAAAUAAAAGAUUUUGAAGUAGCCAUUGAAAGAGUUAUUGGUGGAUUACCGAAAUCUUCUUCUCUUAUUUCACCUCUUGAAAAGAAGAUUAUUUCAUAUCACGAAACAGGACAUGCUCUAAUUGGUUGGUUUUUAGAAUUUGCAGAUCCAGUUUUAAAAGUUUCUAUUAUCCCAAGAAAUAAUGGUGCUCUUGGUUAUUCACAACAUUUAAGUGAAGAAAUUAUGUUGUUCUCACGAGAGGCAAUAUUAGAUAGAAUUGCUGUAAUAUUAGGUGGAAGAGCAGCAGAGGAACUAUUUAUUGGAAAAAUUACUACUGGUGCUAUUGACGAUUUGAAUAAAGUUACACAACUUGCUUACUCCUUUGUUUCUCAAUACGGUAUGAAUAAGGAAAUAGGAUUAGUAUCCUUUCAACCUAAUUCUAAUAGUGAAUAUAAUCUAUAUAGACCUCAUUCUGAAUGCUUAGCUCACUUAAUUGAUAAUGAGGUUCGCAAUCUUAUAGAAACUCAGUAUAAAAGAGUUAAAUCAAUUUUAUUAAAAAAUGAAAAACAUGUUCAUAAUUUAGCUAAUUUAUUAUAUCAAAAGGAAACAAUUUCUUAUCAUGAUAUAGUUAAAUGUGUUGGAGAAAGGCCUUAUCCAAUUAAAUCAAACUACGAAAAGUUUGUAAAGGCAAAUCCAUACAAGUUAAUACCUGAUGGUACAGAAGAAAAUGCUAAUAAUAAGAGUGAGAUAAAUAAAGACGAUAUAAUCAAUGAAAAUGAUUCAAAAAACAAAAAUGUGAGAAUUGAUGAUAUUGACAAAAGCAGUAAUAGUGAAAUAAAAGGAGAAAAUGAUAUAAUUAUUAAUGACGAAAUAAAUGAAGUAAAAAGUAAAAAUACAAUAAACAACUCAUGUGAAUUAAAUGAAGAAAAUAAUAUCCAAAAUAAAGUUAAUAAACAGAUGGAUAUUAAUAAAAAAGUCGAUAAAAACAAAAAAGAUAAUAAAAUAUCAAAUUCGAAUAUAAGAUAA
Molecule: messenger RNA, 2967 nt
Organism: Plasmodium relictum
Lineage: Eukaryota; Apicomplexa; Aconoidasida; Haemosporida; Plasmodiidae
Product: ATP-dependent zinc metalloprotease FTSH, putative
Exons: 1
Coding region: 1-2967 (988 amino acids)
Biological process (GO): protein-containing complex assembly; mitochondrial protein processing
Cellular component (GO): m-AAA complex; membrane
Molecular function (GO): ATP-dependent peptidase activity; ATP binding; ATP hydrolysis activity
Source: RefSeq, a predicted model, not a curated record